GCCAGUAGUGGGAGGAUUUCUAGGCUUUCCAGAGGCCAAGGUGAAUACUAUGAGGAUCGAGGUAACCACACACCCCUCAAAAUCAUCAUGCCUCGGAGGCACAAGAGUAAGAGCUGCAAAAAGCAGAAUCCACAAGAUUCCCAAGAUGGAGAUGAUAGCUGCAAGAUGUUACAGGCAGCUGCCACAACAGAAAAGCCCCCCUCCUCAUCUUCUGGUUUGGAGAGUAAUCCCAAGAGCUCAUCAGUUAGUGAUCUAACUGGUACUUCCCAGGCAUCUUGCAGAGCUCCAAAUACCUCUAUGACCCCUUCAGAUGCUUUUCACACAAAAUCUGAGAACAGCCAAGAUGAGGAGCAUUCAUGUUCCUCUGAGGUCCUAUCUCUGGAGAACACAAGCUGUGAUCCUCUGGCUAUGGAAGUGACGAUCUUGCAGAAGUUUAUUUUGUACAGGUAUAGAGCGAAGCAUCUCAUUCUGCGGGAAGACAUGAUAAAUAUUAUUGACCGAAAGUACCGCCGCCAAUUUCCGGAGAUCUUCAAGAGAGCCUGUGAGAGUCUUGAGGAUCUCUUUGCAGUUGACCUGAAGGAAGCAGACUCAAUCAAACCGGCCUAUGAACUUGUCAGCAAACUGAAACUCCCCAAUAAGGGGAGGGUGCGUGCUGGCAGGGGGUUACCCAAGACUGGUCUCCUGAUGAAUGUCCUGGGUGUGAUCUUCAUGAAUGGCAACUGUGCCAGUGAGGAAGAGGUCUGGAACUUCCUGAAUGCCAUGCGAGUGUUCCCUGGGAGGAAACACUACAUCUAUGGGGAACCUAGGAAGCUUAUCACCAAAGAUCUAGUCAAGCUAGAGUACCUGGUGUACCGCCAGGUGCCCAACACUGAUCCUCCAUGCUACGAGUUCCUCUGGGGUCCCAAAGCUUACACAGAAACAACCAAGAUGAAAAUCCUCGAAUUUUGGGCCAAGCUCAAUGAGAAAGUUCCAACUGCCUUCCCAUUACAAUACGAAGAAGCUUUGAGAGAUGAGAUAGAAAGAGCACAAGCCAGAUUGGCAGCCAGGAUUGGCACUGGUACCAUGGGCCAGAAAUAUUCCAUGGCCUGGUCAACCAGUGUCUCCACAACUAGUAAAAUAUGAGGAUUAAUUUUUGUCAUGAACAAAAUAUAUGACAUCAUAAUAGAAUCUUGCAUGGACAUGGGAAAGAAUCCCACAGUAAAUCUGUUGGAAUAAUAGAAUAAAAAA
This is a messenger RNA of Eptesicus fuscus (big brown bat), 1227 nucleotides long. Its product is annotated as melanoma-associated antigen B5-like. Gene Ontology annotation, cellular component: nucleus. The transcript has 2 exons. Gene Ontology annotation, biological process: negative regulation of transcription by RNA polymerase II. Lineage: Eukaryota; Metazoa; Chordata; Mammalia; Chiroptera; Vespertilionidae. Bases 88 to 1122 code for a protein of 344 amino acids. The record is from RefSeq and is a predicted model, not a curated record.